Guyanagaster necrorhizus is the source of this 309-nucleotide messenger RNA. RefSeq lists its product as uncharacterized. The record is from RefSeq and is a predicted model, not a curated record. The transcript is spliced from 3 exons. The coding region runs from base 1 to 309 and encodes 102 amino acids. NCBI's taxonomy places the organism in Eukaryota, Fungi, Basidiomycota, Agaricomycetes, Agaricales, Physalacriaceae.
AUGUCUUUGGAUGAGAGCAUUGACCAGCGCCAUGUUGGCCGCCGUUGGGGUGGGAGACAAGACCGCCAUCAAAACAAGGGUGAUGCUCACCUAAGGCAGCCCUCUUCGCCUCGUCUAAUCCCAAAAGCUUCUUGUCCGUCGACUAGUCGACGCGAUGGCCUAAGCCGUGUAGAAGAGGUGCUAAACGCACACCUGAUCCGUCGAGAAACGAGAGCGUCUUCAAUUUCGUGCAGUGAGAAGGUCGCGGAUGAGGCGAUCAAUAAAGAGCCAGUGACGACUAACAAAGGGAAAGCAUUGCCUCCUCUUUGA